AUGCCAGUUUCAACCAAGACAAGCGACGGUGGCGCGCCACCCACCCUGCCCAAGGGUCCUCCUACCCCCAGCACCCAGGACCAGCCGCUCAGCCUCACCAACCCGGCCAGCUGGAUCCCAUACCUCCAGCUCAUGCGCCUCGACCGGCCGGCGGGGUUCAUCGGGUUCUACAUGCCCUCGAUCCUCGGGCUGGUGUACGCAGCGAGCCUUGCGGGGCCCAGGACGGUGCCACUGCGGCAGCUUCUCGCACAGAGCAUCUUCUGGCUGGUGGCCAACAUCCUCAUCCGCGGGGCGGCCUGCACGUGGAACGACAACAUCGACCAGGAGUAUGACCGGCAGGUCGACCGGUGCCGGGGGCGGCCGAUCGCGCGCGGGGCAGUUUCAACGCAGCAGGCGCACGUCUUCCUGGCGCUGCAGCUGGCGCUCCUGGGACAGCUUUUCCAUACUCUCCUACCCAAACAAACCCCGAGCGCCGCCUACGCCGCCGCGGCCAUGGGCGCCCUCUACGCCCUCUACCCCUUCUGCAAGCGCUUCACCCACUACCCGCAGGCCAUCCUCGGCGUUCCCCUGGCCCUGGCCAUUGUCCUGUCCGCCUACUCGCUGGUCGGUGACGAUGACGCCCAAAGCAAGGGCGACCCCUUCCGCGACCGUCCCACCACCGCCGCUACCCUCGCCCUGGCCCUGGCCGAGAUCCUCUGGACCAUGAUCUAUGACACCGUCUACGCCCACCAGGACCUGCAGGACGACGUCCGCGCCGGCGUCAAGUCCAUGGCCGUCCGCUUCCGCCACUCCACCAAGCCACUCUGCGCCGCGUUGGCCGUGGGCCAGGUCGCCUUGCUCGCCCUCGCCGGCGUCUGGAUCCAGAUGCCCCCCGUGUACUUUGUCGUUGGCGUCGCCGGGUCUGCGGUUGCGCUGGUCGUCAUGCUCGUUUCGGUCGAUCUGUCCGUGCCCGCGAGCUGCGCCCGCUGGUUCAAAUUGGGCUUCUGUUUUGUGGGCGGGUGCAUGAAUUGCGGGUUCUUUGCGGCUUAUCUGGUGAGCUGGUUUGGCUGGGCGUGA
This is a messenger RNA of Aspergillus japonicus CBS 114.51, 1056 nucleotides long. Its product is annotated as 4-hydroxybenzoate octaprenyltransferase. Bases 1 to 1056 code for a protein of 351 amino acids. NCBI's taxonomy places the organism in Eukaryota, Fungi, Ascomycota, Eurotiomycetes, Eurotiales, Aspergillaceae. Gene Ontology annotation, cellular component: mitochondrial inner membrane. The transcript has a single exon. Gene Ontology annotation, molecular function: 4-hydroxybenzoate polyprenyltransferase activity. Gene Ontology annotation, biological process: ubiquinone biosynthetic process. The record is from RefSeq and is a predicted model, not a curated record.